UCAUUACGAAAUUGCAGUGGUAAACAAGGAAACGGCAGUAAGAUGUUGCCUAGGAAUUUAUUCAUGCUGAUUUUCGGCGCUGUGCUAUUGGUAACAAUUGUUAUGAUUCAAGCUCAGCCGACUGAGGUGCCAGCAACUCUAGGUCCAUCAGGUAUUUUACCACCGACCAAGAGGCCACCUCCAACAAGGAGACCCCCACCAACCAGGGGACCAACUCCAACUAGAAGACCCCCACCAACCAGGGGACCAACUCCAACUAGAAGACCUCCACCAACCAGGCGACCAACUCCAACAAGGAGACCAACACCAACUAGAAGGCCAACGAGGAAGCCACGAGAUACAAAACCUACGGGACCCCAUUCAUGUCCUAAGAAACUUCAAAAAUGUACCACUGCCGGUCCAUCAUUAUGUGUGCGUAGUCGAAAUGGAAAGCUCUGUCGACGCGUGGCUAAUAAGUGUACAUUACGCAAUCUGAACUGUCAAACUAGGCCACGUAAUAACUGGUCCGUUACGACAGGAAAGCGUUGCGCUAAACUUAAAGUCGGUGGACGUGCUGCGAAAUGUAAAGGCUAAUAGUGAAUGAUUGAUAAUCGGUAUUGAGCGUGUAG
This is a messenger RNA of Anastrepha ludens (Mexican fruit fly), 608 nucleotides long. Its product is annotated as salivary glue protein Sgs-3-like. The record is from RefSeq and is a predicted model, not a curated record. Lineage: Eukaryota; Metazoa; Arthropoda; Insecta; Diptera; Tephritidae. The coding region runs from base 43 to 573 and encodes 176 amino acids. The transcript has 3 exons.